Messenger RNA from Passer montanus (Eurasian tree sparrow), 1071 nucleotides. RefSeq names its product T-box transcription factor 10 (gene TBX10). The record is from RefSeq and is a predicted model, not a curated record. The transcript has 8 exons. Gene Ontology annotation, cellular component: nucleus. Gene Ontology annotation, molecular function: RNA polymerase II cis-regulatory region sequence-specific DNA binding; DNA-binding transcription factor activity, RNA polymerase II-specific. The coding region runs from base 1 to 1071 and encodes 356 amino acids. Lineage: Eukaryota; Metazoa; Chordata; Aves; Passeriformes; Passeridae. Gene Ontology annotation, biological process: regulation of transcription by RNA polymerase II; cell fate specification; positive regulation of DNA-templated transcription.
AUGCCGGGGAACGGAGCCACGGACACCUCCUGUCCUCCCACCACACCCAUGGCAGCAUCCCUUCAACCCUCUGCAGCCUUCCUGGGGGGCCCGGGUGAGGGGUCUCCGUGCACCCCUGGCCUCGGGUGGGCUGGCGAGGGGCCGGGGGCCAGCGGCAAGAACCGGCACGUGUGCCACGCCGCGGCACGGCUGGAGAUGGGCAGCCUCUGGGAGGAGUUCAACCGCCUGGGCACCGAGAUGAUCGUCACCAAGGCAGGCAGGAGGAUGUUCCCCACCUUUCAGGUGAAGCUUUCGGGGUUGGAUCCGUUGGCCGACUACGUCCUGCUCAUGGAUUUCAUCCCGCUGGACGACAAGCGAUACAGAUAUGCCUUCCACAGCUCCUCCUGGCUGGCGGCGGGCCGGGCCGAGCCGGCGGCUCCUGGCCGCGUCCACUUCCACCCCGACUCCCCAGCCAAGGGCGCCCAGUGGAUGCGGCAGAUCGUGUCCUUCGACAAGCUCAAGCUGACCAACAACCUCCUGGACGACAACGGCCACAUCAUCCUCAACUCCAUGCACCGCUACCAGCCCCGCUUCCACGUCGUGUUUGUGGACCCGCGGCGCGACAGCGAGCGCUUCGCCCACCAGAACUUCAAGUCCUUCAGUUUCCCCGAGACCCAGUUCAUGGCAGUGACAGCCUACCAGAACCACCGGAUCACCCAGCUGAAGAUCGCCAGCAACCCCUUUGCCAAGGGAUUUCGGGACGGCGACCCCGAGCCAUGGUGCGGGGUGCCAGCAGGGUCCCUGCUGGGGGCGAUGCCCCGCGCCCGGGCCGCCCCGCUGGCCCCCCGCCCCGAGAAGCAGGAAAAAGGAGCUCCUCGCAGCCAUGGGGCUCUGGCUGCUGCCCCCCAACAGCCAGCAGCACCCCCCAGUUUCCCCGAGCUCCCUGCACCCACCUUCCAGCCCCUCACCUGCCCCCCUGGGGUCUAUGUGGGAGCCAAACCCCGCAGCCUGCCCUACCCUCUGCCUGCCUUCCCCCAGCUCAGCUCCUACGGCCCCACCUCAGCCCCCACCUUUGGCUACGGCCAGCAGUGA